AUGGAUCCUCCUGAAUUCUCCAACAACAAUGAAGUUUUCUCGAAUGCCUGGACCAGCACGUUUAUUCCGAGCGGUGGAAAUUUUGACUUCGCAACCGAUGAAGAUUUUUUCGCUUGCUCCUUUGAGAUGAAGACCACCAUCAAUGAUGCUGCGAUUUUGAUGGAGAGUACCCACGGGGCUCCCCCUGCAAGUUUUGAAAUAUUCACUGGAAAUGAUCUACCAAGUCCCAACAGCAGAUACCUUCUCAGUGUGUUAGCUUCUAAUGAAAUGACGACACAGAUAAAGCCUAAGAUGAAGUUCUAUGUUAGCCGGGCCGAAUAUCCAGCCGGUUUUAUAAUUGACUUCAAGCCUGCUUCUAGCUGUGCUGGAAUAGUCGACCUCAACUCGAGCGAAGGACAAGAUAAGAACAUUGCCACCGUUAGGUACACCAACAAUGGAGGCUUUCAGCUCGACUAUCAUGCAUAA
This is a messenger RNA of Penicillium angulare, 465 nucleotides long. RefSeq lists its product as uncharacterized. The coding region runs from base 1 to 465 and encodes 154 amino acids. The transcript has 3 exons. The record is from RefSeq and is a predicted model, not a curated record. Lineage: Eukaryota; Fungi; Ascomycota; Eurotiomycetes; Eurotiales; Aspergillaceae.